UGUCCUAAGCACAAGAUGUCGGGAGAGGAGGAGUUCUAUCUGUUUAGGAAUAUCUCCUCGGUGGGGCCCUGGGAUGGGCCUCAGUACCACAUCGCUCCGGCCUGGGCCUUCCGCCUCCAGGCAGCCUUCAUGGGAUUUGUCUUCUUCGCAGGGACCCCCCUCAACGCCACGGUGCUGGUGGCCACACUGCAUUACAAGAAGUUGCGGCAGCCCCUCAACUACAUUCUGGUCAAUGUGUCCCUCGGGGGUUUCCUCUUCUGCAGCUUCUCCGUCUUCAUCUUCAUUGCCAGCUGUCACGGAUACUUCCUCUUUGGCCGCCAUGUUUGUGCUCUGGAGGCCUUCUUGGGCUCUGUAGCAGGUCUAGUGACUGGAUGGUCAUUGGCUUUUCUGGCUUUUGAGCGCUACAUUGUCAUCUGUAAGCCCUUUGGCAACGUCCGCUUCAACUCCAAGCAUGCACUGGUGGUGGUCCUGGUCACGUGGACCAUUGGUAUUGGCGUGUCCAUCGCACCUUUCUUUGGCUGGAGCCGGUUCAUCCCCGAGGGCCUGCAGUGCUCCUGUGGCCCGGACUGGUACACGGUGGGCACCAAGUAUCGCAGCGAGUACUACACCUGGUUCCUCUUCCUGUUCUGUUUCAUUGUGCCUCUCUCCCUCAUCUGCUUCUCCUACUCGCAGUUGCUGAGGACUCUCAGAGCUGUGGCAGCUCAGCAGCAAGAGUCAGCUACGACCCAGAAGGCGGAACGGGAGGUGAGCCACAUGGUGGUGGUGAUGGUGGGGUCUUUCUGUCUCUGUUACGUGCCCUACGCUGCCCUGGCCAUGUACAUGGUCAACAAUUGCAACCACGGGCUGGACUUGAGACUAGUCACCAUCCCUGCCUUCUUCUCCAAGAGCUCAUGUGUCUACAAUCCCAUCAUCUACUGCUUCAUGAACAAGCAGUUCCGGGCCUGCAUCCUGGAGAUGGUAUGCAGGAAGCCCAUGACAGAUGAAUCUGACAUGUCUGGCUCUCAGAAGACACAAGUUUCUACUGUCUUUUUUAGCAAAGUUGGCCCUCACUAAGGACCCUCGAUUGGCCUGCUGGCAGCAAGCAGACCGCCACAUUAAAAUCCUAACACAGAGCUGGGCAUUGGGUGGCACUCGCCUUUAAUCCCGGCAUUCAGGAAGCAGAGGCAGGCGGAUCUCUGUGAGUUCGAGACCAGGCUGGUCUACAGAGCGAGUUCCAGGACAGCCUCCAAAACAAUACAGAGAAACCCUGUCUUGAAAAACAAAAACAACAAAACAAACAACAACAAAACCCUAAGGCAGGGAAAGGAUGGGAGAGGGUAAUGGCACUCCUGGGAGUCAGCUUCAUUUUCCUGAGGGUGCUGUUCCCACAUGGGCCAUCUCAACAGUGAGUUUCCUUUUCAGUCAUUUUUCUUCUUCCUUUCUGGAUCUGAGAUGAUACAUCCUGUGCUGGAGUAACUGAUAGGGGCGGUGGGGAGAAAGGCCUGGAACACCAGCACCUGCGGUGAACUUACAGGACUUCCCCGUGUGUCUCCCCAGUCACUGGGGUGAACUUACAGGACUUCCCCGUGUGUCUCUCCCAGUCUCUACGUUGUAGCUGCUAUGGCCAGAGAUGCUUCAGUUCACUCAUGUCAAACAGAAGUAUUCUAGGUGUUCUCUUCUUCACUUGGCUAAAUUAAUGUAUCCACUUAAAGUUGUGCACUGAUUAAAGUUAGUUGUUUAAUCCCCUGACGUCCUCAAAAUGAAUCUGCAUGUCUCAGUACCAUUUAUAAACCAAACCCAAGCGCUAAAAACAUGUUGCCUUACGCUCUCCCUACACCUGCUGCUCCUGGAAAAUGAACCCUUUGAAAUGAAAACCAAGAUAAAUGUGUGUUCAGCUACACUCAAAGAAUGCUGGGUGCCAGCCUCAGGUAGCGAUGCCCGGGAGGUCAGGAGGGUCAGCAACCAGAAACCUCGGCAAUCGGAAAGGACUCAGUGUGAGGGAGAAGGAAGCUCUCUCUCAAUCUGGUGGGGAGGUAUGGUGGACCUUCUGGGAGAAUUCCUUUUCUUUGACAUUUUACAACACAGAACU
This is a messenger RNA of Mesocricetus auratus (golden hamster), 2068 nucleotides long. RefSeq names its product opsin 1, short wave sensitive (gene Opn1sw). The record is from RefSeq and is a predicted model, not a curated record. Gene Ontology annotation, cellular component: photoreceptor outer segment; membrane. Gene Ontology annotation, biological process: G protein-coupled receptor signaling pathway; visual perception; phototransduction. Gene Ontology annotation, molecular function: G protein-coupled receptor activity. NCBI's taxonomy places the organism in Eukaryota, Metazoa, Chordata, Mammalia, Rodentia, Cricetidae.